Molecule: messenger RNA, 2406 nt
Organism: Marmota flaviventris (yellow-bellied marmot)
Lineage: Eukaryota; Metazoa; Chordata; Mammalia; Rodentia; Sciuridae
Gene: Scly
Product: selenocysteine lyase
Source: RefSeq, a predicted model, not a curated record
CCGGAGCGCUCGUCUGCGCCUCGGGAUCGGCGUGCUGCUGGAUGGAGACGGUCCCGACGCCGAGGAGGGCUGCGCGGGGACGGGCGAUGAGUCCACCCGGCUGCCUCCGAGAGAAGAGUCCGCAGGAGAGGAAAAUUUACAUGGACUAUAAUGCAACCACUCCCCUGGAGCCAGAAGUUAUCCAGGUCAUGACUGAGGCCAUGUGGGAAGCCUGGGGGAACCCUAGCAGCCCCUACACAGCAGCAUGAUCUUAAGCAAAUUAUUCCACCCUUUCAUUCUCCUGUCUUGAUGAACGGGAAGCCAGGCAGAUGGCCACAGCUUCCCCUGCCCUCUAGCAUCCGGUAAAAAGGCCAAGGAUAUUAUCAAUGCAGCUCGGGAAAGCCUUGCGAACAUGAUAGGUGGCAAGCCUCAAGACAUCGUCUUCACUUCUGGGGGCACUGAGUCGAAUAAUCUCGUCAUCCACUCCAUGGUGAAGUGCUUCCAGGAAAGCCAGACCCCGCCUGGGGCCGUGGUGGAGCAGCACAGCCCUGAGGAAGGGGCCAGGCCCCACUUUGUCACUUGCACCGUGGAGCACGACUCGAUCCGCCUGCCCCUGGAGCACCUGGUGGAAGGACAGGUGGCUGAGGUCACCUUCGUCCCGGUGUCCCAGGUGAACGGGCAGGCAGAGGUUGACGACAUCCUGGCAGCUGUCCGCCCAACCACGUGCCUUGUGACCAUCAUGCUGGCCAAUAAUGAGACUGGCGUUGUCAUGCCUGUGCCUGAAAUCAGCCAGCGCAUCAAAGCCCUGAACCAGAGGCGGGCAGCUUCCGGCCUGCCGCGCAUUCUGGUGCACACGGAUGCUGCCCAGGCGCUGGGGAAAAGACGCGUGGACGUCGAGGACCUAGGUGUGGACUUCCUGACGAUCGUGGGGCACAAGUUCUACGGCCCCAGGAUCGGUGCACUUUACGUCCGAGGGCUGGGUAAACUGACCCCGCUGCACCCUAUGCUGUUUGGAGGUGGACAGGAGCGCAACUUCAGGCCAGGGACAGAGAACACUCCCAUGAUCGCCGGCCUCGGCAAGGCUGCUGAGAUGGUGACUGAGAACUGCGAAGCUUAUGAGGCGCACAUGAGAGACAUCCGCGACUACCUGGAGGAGAGACUGCAGGCUGAAUUUGGUAAGAGAAUUCAUUUGAACAGCCGGUUUCCAGGAGUCGAACGUCUUCCCAACACCUGUAACUUUUCCAUCCAGGGACACCAGCUUCAAGGCUAUGUGGUGCUUGCACAGUGCCGGACGCUGCUGGCCAGUGUGGGGGCUUCCUGCCACUCAGACCAAGGGGACCGGCCGUCCCCAGUGCUGCUCAGCUGUGGCAUCCCCUUCGAUGUGGCCAGGAACGCGCUCCGGCUCAGCGUGGGCCGCAGCACCACCAGGGCCGAGGUGGACCUCGUUGUGCAGGACCUGAAGCAGGCCGUGGCCCGGCUGGAAGGCCAGGCCUAGUGCUGGGGCCGCCCUUGCCCUCGGUGGCCAGGACAGGGCCGUGGUCACUGCGCCCAUAGGAAGCCCGUUGCUGAGCGCUCGGUGUCUGACUGUGCCUCUCAGCUGCGCCAGGGCCACACUUACUUCCUUUGAUCCUCGCUGUCAUGGAGUACCCAGGCACAGGGGUGUCCGUCCGUGUGCCUCCUCUCCUGAAUGUGGGCUGAUGCAGAGAUGUCCUGCCCAGCCCAGCUCCUGACAGGCCCAGGACACCAGCACCCACGUAGGACUGUCCCAUGGCGCUGCCAGAGGCUGUGUGGAAAUGGAAACGCUUCUCCCCUUGUCCCUCUGGGCACUCAGGACUCCCGCCCUCCGAAGGCUGGCUUUAUCCAAAAGAUAAAAUCCACUGCCAGUAAGCUGCUGUCAAAGAUAGGAAACUAUGGCACCUGCACCAUGUGAUGUGGCCUCCCCUGACCUCCGUGUGCAGUGACCCCCAGAUGGGUGGUAGCUGCUGCUCUCGCCUCCCUGGCCCCACCAUCAUCCUGACGAUGCCUUGUCCCCGUGGGACACCUUCCUGGCAGACAAGCAUGGUCUGCCCUCAUGGUUCUGUGGGCCCCUGUCCACUGCCCUGCCCAGUCCCCCUUUGUGCCCGCUUCCCCCUCUGCUGUCUUACUCAGGAUUCAACUCCAGCGUCACUGCUGUGAGUGUGUGCAAUUCCGGGUCACCCCGAGGUGGGGGCCAGGUCAUCCCUGACUCUCCUUACUGUUUGCAAAAGAUUUGUUCAUCCUCACAGAAUGUAUGGCAUACACAUCAAAUGCCAAUAUUUACAUAGGAAUAAUUUUCAGAGAGUAACAUUUUUAAUGUGCUUUUAAGGUCCAAAGAACUAUAGGAUGAUAUUGAGGAAAGGAUUAUCAGAAAUUAAAUGAACUAAUUAAAGAUUUCCAUGCCUACCUGGA